Messenger RNA from Zea mays, 5058 nucleotides. Its product is annotated as ribulose bisphosphate carboxylase large chain-like. Bases 131 to 1582 code for a protein of 483 amino acids. The transcript has 2 exons. The record is from RefSeq and is a predicted model, not a curated record. NCBI's taxonomy places the organism in Eukaryota, Viridiplantae, Streptophyta, Magnoliopsida, Poales, Poaceae. Gene Ontology annotation, biological process: carbon fixation. Gene Ontology annotation, molecular function: ribulose-bisphosphate carboxylase activity; magnesium ion binding.
UAAGCAUACUCCUUUUUUUAUUUAAUGAGUUGAUAUUAAUUAAAUAUCUUUUUUUUUAGAUUUUUGCAAAGGUUUCAUUUACGCCUAAUCCAUAUCGAGUAGACCCUGUCGUUGUGAGAAUUCUUAAUUCAUGAGUUGUAGGGAGGGACUUAUGUCACCACAAACAGAAACUAAAGCAAGUGUUGGAUUUAAAGCUGGUGUUAAGGAUUAUAAAUUGACUUACUACACCCCGGAGUACGAAACCAAGGAUACUGAUAUCUUGGCAGCAUUCCGAGUAACUCCUCAGCUCGGGGUUCCGCCUGAAGAAGCAGGAGCUGCAGUAGCUGCGGAAUCUUCUACUGGUACAUGGACAACUGUUUGGACUGAUGGACUUACCAGUCUUGAUCGUUACAAAGGACGAUGCUAUCACAUCGAGCCCGUUCCUGGGGACCCAGAUCAAUAUAUCUGUUAUGUAGCUUAUCCAUUAGACCUAUUUGAAGAGGGUUCUGUUACUAACAUGUUUACUUCCAUUGUGGGUAACGUAUUUGGUUUCAAAGCCUUACGCGCUCUACGUUUGGAGGAUCUACGAAUUCCCCCUGCUUAUUCAAAAACUUUCCAAGGUCCGCCUCACGGUAUCCAAGUUGAAAGGGAUAAGUUGAACAAGUACGGUCGUCCUUUAUUGGGAUGUACUAUUAAACCAAAAUUGGGAUUAUCCGCAAAAAAUUACGGUAGAGCGUGUUAUGAGUGUCUACGCGGUGGACUUGAUUUUACCAAAGAUGAUGAAAACGUAAACUCACAACCAUUUAUGCGCUGGAGAGACCGUUUUGUCUUUUGUGCCGAAGCAAUUUAUAAAGCACAAGCCGAAACUGGUGAAAUCAAGGGGCAUUACUUGAAUGCGACUGCAGGUACAUGCGAAGAAAUGAUUAAGAGAGCUGUAUUUGCAAGGGAAUUAGGGGUUCCUAUUGUAAUGCAUGACUACUUAACAGGAGGAUUCACCGCAAAUACUACUUUGUCUCAUUAUUGCCGCGACAACGGCCUACUUCUUCACAUUCACCGAGCAAUGCAUGCAGUUAUUGAUAGACAGAAAAAUCAUGGUAUGCAUUUCCGUGUAUUAGCUAAAGCAUUGCGUAUGUCGGGGGGAGAUCAUAUCCACUCCGGUACAGUAGUAGGUAAGUUAGAAGGGGAACGCGAAAUAACUUUAGGUUUUGUUGAUUUAUUGCGCGAUGAUUUUAUUGAAAAAGAUCGUUCUCGCGGUAUCUUUUUCACUCAGGACUGGGUAUCCAUGCCAGGUGUUAUACCGGUGGCUUCUGGGGGUAUUCAUGUUUGGCAUAUGCCAGCUCUGACCGAAAUCUUUGGAGAUGAUUCCGUAUUACAAUUUGGUGGAGGAACUUUAGGACAUCCUUGGGGAAAUGCACCUGGUGCAGCAGCUAAUCGUGUGGCUUUAGAAGCCUGUGUACAAGCUCGUAACGAAGGGCGCGAUCUUGCUCGUGAAGGUAAUGAAAUUAUCAAAGCAGCUUGCAAAUGGAGUGCUGAACUAGCCGCAGCUUGUGAAAUAUGGAAGGAGAUCAAAUUUGAUGGUUUCAAAGCGAUGGAUACCAUAUAAAAUAAAAAAAAAAGCAAAAUAGAAAGAGAAAAAAUAAGUUAAGAAAUGCAGUAAUUCUUCUUUAUUCCUCUAAUUGAUUGCAAUUCAAUUCGGCUCAAUCUUUUCUAAAAAAAAAAAAGACUGAGCCGAAUUGAAAUAGAUCUUGAUACGAUCAUGAGACUUGACAAAUCGAGAUUCUUCUAUUCUAUAUAUCUAGAAUAUAGAAAGGUAUAAUACAAUAAACAAAUAUAAAUCAAAAUAUAGUAUUAUCGUACGAUAAUGGAAUCAAAUACGCAGUAUUUACAGAAAAGAGUCUUCGUUUAUUGGGAAAGAAUCAAUAUACUUUUAAUGUCGAAUCGGGAUUCACUAAGACAGAAAUAAAGCAUUGGGUCGAACUCUUCUUUGGUGUUAAGGUAGUAGCUGUGAAUAGCCAUCGACUACCCGGAAAGGGUAGAAGAAUGGGACCUAUUCUGGGACAUACAAUGCAUUACAGACGUAUGAUCAUUACCCUUCAACUGGGUAUUCUAUUCCACUUCUACUUUUUAAAUUAAAGGGUAUUCUGAAAGAGGUAUUUCUUUUAUUUUCACAAUAGCUUUCUUUUGAAUCCAAUUUCAAGUUCGAUUAGAAGGAUAGAAAGGCGAUGAGAAUGGGAAAAGAAAAAUAAAAUAUUUUAUUUUAAUGAGUUCCCCUUUUGAGUUCCCCUUUUUUGCAAUUUUCUUAUUAUCAAUUCCAUUCAUUUAUUUUAUAGAAUACUUUUUUAUUCUAUAUCUAUAAAAAAUCUUUAUUUUGUAAACUAAAAAAUACAAUAGUCAAUAUUCCUUAUAAUAGAUAUACUUAAUUAUAUCAUAAGAAUCUUAAGAUAUAUUUCGAAUAGAUAGAAAUAGUAAAUUUGAAUUGAGACACAUAUUCUAUGACAGAUUUUAACUUACCCUCUAUUUUCGUACCUUUAGUAGGCUUAGUAUUUCCGGCAAUUGCAAUGACUUCCUUAUUUCUUUAUGUGCAGAAAAAUAAGAUUGUCUAGAAACGACGGGGCCAAAUUUUCUCAAUGUAUUUCCAGGAUCAUAAUACAGAUAUUUUUUUGUGUAAGUACUAUAAUAUGAUAGGGUAUGUAGCUCUUUCUACACACAAAUGAAAAACGUCUAUGGAUGCAGAUAUAAGCUACGAGCAUAAAUGCAUGCAUAUGCGUAGCCGACUAUAGCGAGUUUUUUUUUUUAAGUGGAUCCACUAAUUUUUUUUGAAUAGAAAGUCAAUGUAUCUAACCAAUUAUUUCACAGGAGUACUAGCUACUGAAGGCUAUUUCAGAAUCAAAAAAAGUAAAGUAAAAAUCAUUUAGCUUAUUCUCUCAAUUUCAAUUGACCGCUACUGGAUUUAGUAUAUCUAAUAUGAAUUGGCGAUCAGAACACAUAUGGAUAGAACUUCUAAAAGGUUCUCGAAAAAGAGGGGGUCGUGAUGUCUUUCUACGGAAUCGCGGGCCUAUUCAUUAGCUCCUAUUUGUGGUGCACUAUUUUAUGGAAUGUAGGCAGUGGUUAUGACCGAUUCGAUAGAAAAGAGGGAAUAGUGUGCAUUUUUCGUUGGGGAUUCCCUGGAAUAAAACGUCGCAUCUUCCUUCAAUUCCUUGUGCGGGAUAUCCAAUCAAUUAGAAUUCAGGUUAAAGAGGGUCUUUAUCCUCGUCGUAUCCUUUAUAUGGAAAUCCGGGGCCAGGGGGUCAUUCCCUUGACUCGUACUGAUGAGAAGUUUUUUACUCCACGAGAAAUUGAACAAAAAGCUGCCGAAUUGGCCUAUUUCUUGCGUGUACCAAUUGAAGUAUUUUGAGUACCAAUUGCAAUUUUUUGCAAUUGUAAGGGGAUUUUCGAGUAUUUAUCUAAAGUAAAGGAAGGAACAAACGAGGAUAAGAGAAAAUUGCUUCGAAUUUGUUUUGUCCAAGUGAGAUAUAUGGCAUACUAUUCUUCCAUUUUUAUACGAAAGGCCUUUUUUUAUUUCUCUAUUCCACUCCAUUUAGAUCUAAGAAAGAACCCAAUACAAUGAAAUUCCACUAGUAUACAAAAAGAGAAAUAGAUACAAACACAAGGUCUCAAACCUUGUUAUAGAAUUUUUGCUUCAAAGAAAAGAAAUAUCAUAUAUAUUCAGCUUACAGAUCAAAAAUGAAAAAAAAGAAAGCAUUGCCUUCUUUCUUAUAUCUUGUAUUUAUCGUACUUUUGCCCUGGGGAGUCUCUUUCUCUUUAACAAAUGUCUGGAACUUUGGAUUAAGAAUUGGUGGAAUACCAGGCAAUCCGAAACUUUCUUAACUGAUAUUCAAGAGAAAAGGAUUCUAGAAGGAUUCAUAGAAUUAGAGGAACUUUUCUCUUGGACGAAAUGAUAAAAGAGAAACCGAAGACACAUGUACAAAAACUUCCUAUAGGAAUACACAAGGAAAUAAUACAAUUGGCCAAAAUAGAUAAUGAGGAUCAUCUCCAUAUCAUUUGCAUUUCUCAACAAAUAUAAUCUGUUUGGCUAUUCUAAGUGGUUCUUUUUUUCUGGGUAAAGAAGAACUUGUCAUUUUGAAUUCUUGGGUUCAGGAAUUUUUCUAUAACUUAAAUGAUUCAAUAAAAGCUUUUUUUAUUCUUUUAGUUACUGAUUUUUUUGUUGGAUUUCACUCUACCCGCGGUUGGGAACUACUAAUUCGUUGGGUCUACAACAAUCUUGGAUGGGCUCCUAACGAGCUAAUUUUCACUAUUUUUGUUUGUAGUUUUCCUGUGAUUCUAGACACGUGUUUGAAAUUUUGGGUCUUUUUUUGUUUAAACCGUCUAUCUCCUUCACUUGUAGUCAUUUAUCAUUCAAUUAGUGAAGCAUAAACUCACUCAUUUCAUUUCCUAAUAUUAAUCAAAUUAGCAUAUUUCUUUUCUUCCUUUAGAAAUAGAAGAAAGCCCUUUUCCUUUUUAACAAAAUUCUUUCUAUUUCUACCUGCCUCAAGGUAUUCAUCAUUCUAGUACAACUAUUGCAGUAGAAUGACAACAGACUCGUGUAUAGGGAACUAGAUUAGCUUAGCUACCUAUCUAAUUUAUUGUAGAAAUUCCGGGAUCCGCGAUUGGACAUGGAAAAUAGAAAAACUUUUUCUUGGUUAAAGGAACAGAUGAUUCGAUCGAUUUCUGUAUCGAUCAUGAUAUACGUAAUAACUCGCACAUCUAUUUCAAACGCAUAUCCCAUUUUGCGCAGCAGGGUUAUGAAAACCCGCGGGGAAGCAACUGGACGAAUUGUAUGUGCCAAUUGCCAUUUAGCUAAUAAGCCUGUGGAUAUUGAAGUUCCCCAAGCAGUGCUUCCUGAUACUGUAUUUGAAGCAGUUCUUCGAAUUCCUUAUGAUAUGCAGCUGAAACAAGUUCUUGCUAAUGGUAAAAAGGGAGGGUUGAAUGUGGGUGCUGUUCUUAUUUUGCCCGAGGGAUUCGAAUUAGCGCCGCCCGACCGUAUUUCUCCUGAGUUGAAAGAAAAGAUAGGAAAUCUCUCUUUUCAGAGUUAUCGUCCCA